AUGCCACAACCCUACAAGUCGGUGCCCAUCACAAUACACCAAAGCGCGACCCCGAGCAUGAUUGUGAACGCCAAGAAAUUGUUGAGCGAUCAGCCGCAACUCAUCGACUGUCCCAGAUGCAAGGUAAGAGUUUCGGGUUUUUAAAAUCCCACGUAAAGUAAUAGAAAUAAUAAGGUUGAUCACGUCCGAAGAUAUUUAUUUUAUCUUUUUAUAUUUUUAUAUUAUAUUUUAUCACCUUUUUUGAGGCAUAUUAUUUGUACUACUGCAAUAAUAUCCAGAUAAAACUAAAAAAAAUCUUUUUUCUAGCAUGUUGUUGUCUUUUCUUUGCUAGAUAGCAAAGGUUAGGAACAAGUAAAGUUAGAAAAAAUGGUCGUAUUGUAAGUUACAGUGGGGGACCUGAUCCAGUGGCAAAAAACGUUCCAUUUUUGCAAGUAUCAAGAAUGUGGCAAAAUGCUUCCCUCUCCAAGUGAAAAAACUUCGUUUUGAAGGCCCUUUCCGUCACAAAAAGAGCGGGCGCGCAUUUGAAAUCGGUGAUCUUUCUCUUCGAGAGGGAAGCAUUUUGCCACAUUUUUGAUACUUCCCGGAUGCAAAAUGGUGCAUUUUUUUGCCACUGGAUCAGGUCCCCUAUAAAAGCAUUUUUUUAAACACGACAGUUCAGGUUUUAGUGUGAUUAAAACUAUAAAAAAAUAAAUAAAAAAAAAAUAAAAAAAAAAUAAAAAAAUAUCUACUUUUCGUUCAGAAUCACGGAGACACCGUUUUGGUCUACAAGAAUGGACUUUGCACUUGGCUCACUUUUAUUGGAAUUCUAUUGGCUUCCGUCUUGGUCAUCCCUCUCUUCUUCUUAUGGGUUCCAUUUGUCAUCGACGCCUUCAGGGAUGUGGAGCAGUAAGUGAAUUAGAGGGUCUCUUCGUAACUUCUGGACUGUUAUCAGUCUGUCGGGAAAAUAAUCAGCACAAUAGCGCUGCGCCGAUCGCGUCGCUGAAGUGAGAAGCGUUUUCGUUUUGCCGAGAUACAAUCCAUUUUCUCGGCGGCAAUUGCGAUAUGCGAGAGAGUGCUCAUUAAUUUCCCGACAGACUGAUACUUGCACUUUUAACCAGAGAUUGCCACGGCCAAAUUUGCGGCACCGGUUCUUCGCUCCCAGAGCCGGAGCCGAGGCCAAAUUUGCGCCUCAGGCUCGUUUUUUGACUGUGUAUGUAAAUGUGCGCUAUUGAGCUUUUGUGGCUUUAUUAGAAAACAUGAAACGAUCUUGAAAAUAAUCAAAAACAUUACGAAAAAUUACACGAACUGAACACCUCCUUUCCAGUAUUUUUCAAGUGAUUGGUUGAACAGGGUCACGAAAUUUUUACUUUUUUUGAACGCUGAGAAGCCUGGCUCCGACUUUGGGCUCGGGAGCCGGAGCCAAGAGCCGUCACACGUCAAGAUUUUGCGCUCAAAGGGUUAUCUGUCAACACGAAAGUUGGCAUUCUGUUUCCGCUUAUGGAAGUGUCCAAAAAAUCCGUCUCAAUGACGGUUUUUUUGGACGAGGUCAGAGGAAAGGCGAAAUAUUGCGCAAAAUGAAGAGAUUUUCUAUCUCGAAACUGGCUCAUUUGAUUUUUUCGUUUUAGGCUCAAAAAAUCCGCCUUGUUCCAGACUAUGUUUCCACGCAACUUCAAAUAGGGGCGAGGGAAAAUCUUAGAGAAAUCCUCGAAAUCGCAGCAUUUUUUAGGCGUUGUUAGUUUAGGCUUCACACAGAUAGAAGACGACCGAUUGUUUAUAUGAAAUAUAUAUGUUCAGGUUAAGAAGGAGCCCAGCUUCAAAUUUAUGUAUGCAAUAACCCCAUUCUACCCCAUCUUCAUCGUGUAGUCAGGUUAUCUUUGGAGCAAAAAAUUAUUCUUUCGCCGAAACAGAAUGCCAAGAAUUUUUCAUUGCUUGAGCGCUUUCGUUUUAUUUUUUCUUGACGUGCGUCAUCUCUGCUAUUUCGAAUUUUUCAGCAAUUCAUUUCCCCCUUUCCACUGAUGUUUUACAUUUUCAGUCACUGUUCCAACUGCAACGCUUGGGUGGGAACAUAUCGACGAAUUGGCCGCAGCACGUGA
Bursaphelenchus xylophilus (pine wood nematode) is the source of this 2072-nucleotide messenger RNA. The record is from the annotation of a GenBank genome assembly. NCBI's taxonomy places the organism in Eukaryota, Metazoa, Nematoda, Chromadorea, Rhabditida, Aphelenchoididae.